AGUUCGCGGGGAAAUCGCGGGUUUUUCCUCAUUGCACUGAAGGUUAUUGAGGAAACGAUACCAUAUCAUGCUCGUGAUUAUUUCUCCCCUUUUUCAGACUGCAGGGUGGGAGAUGCAACAAUGGCCUUGAGAACAGCAGGAAGUGUGUUGGUGGUCUUUCUCUGGUCUGUAGCAGUGGUACUGGGUCAGACUGGCUGGAGUGUGACUUGCACCAAGAAGAGUAUCUGUGCCUUUAAGGGGUCAAAAGUGGAGCUGUCCUGCUCUUACACAUAUCCCAGCGUUCAUACAAUCACAACAACCUUCUGGUUCACUAAAUAUGAUGCUGAGGGGAAACCUGUGAGUCUGAGAGAUGACCCAGACUACAAUCGUCGUGUGACGUACCAUAGAGAUAAGAAGAAUAGACUGACAAUCAGAGACCUGAGAGAGAAAGACUCAGCUACGUACAAGUUCAGAUUUAUAACAGAUCAGACUGGAGGGAAAUAUACUGGUGAUCCUGGAGUCACUCUGUCUGUAACAGGUCUGCAGGUGAAGGUGACUCCUGCUGGAGAGGGACAGAGGACACUGACCUGUAGCACCACCUGCACUCUGACUAACAACUUCAACCCCACCUACAUCUGGUACAAGAACAGACAACCUGUAAGAAAGGCCUCCUCCCCCAUGUACUCCAUCAGCAGUGAGGAUGCAGACAGUUACUCCUGUGCUGUAAAAGGCCACGAUGGUCUCAGCUCUCCUGCAGUGUAUAAACCAAAGAGCACCUCAGUGUCAGUCAGUCCCUCUGGUGAAAUAGUGGAGGGCAGUUCAGUGACUCUGACCUGCAGCAGUGAUGCCAACCCACCUGUGGACAAAUACACCUGGUACUUUCAAAAUGAGACUUUUCUAAAUGGAUUUGGACAGAUGUACAACAUAAGUAAGUUCAAGUCUAAGGACAAUGGACAUUACCACUGUGAGGCCUGGAAUGGAAGAGGAUCUAGGAACUCUACAGCUCUGAUGAUCAUUUUACCAGGGAAACAGACCUCAGUUGUGACUGCAGCUGUAGGAAUCAUAGUGGUUGUUCUGGUUCUCAUCCUCUGUCUCUCUGGACUCAUGUGGUUCAGGAAGAAGUCCUCCAUAUCCACCUCUGACACAAGAGACACAUCAGAGAAUGUACAGGGAGACUCUAGUCCAGUGUAUGAAAACGUCUCAAGCGUGGCCAUGGCCCCUACUGCAGCAAAGACAGCAGCCACCGUCGACCAGGAUGAUGUUCACUAUGCCAGCGUCCACUUCUCUCGCUUCAAAAACCAGGAAGUGCCUCUGUACUCCACCGUCCAGCUGCCUCAACCCCAGAAACAGGACGAGGAUGUCCAGUACGAUGCUGUAAAAUUCAACCUCUCCAGUGCUGCCAACCAACCCACGGCAGCACAAGCAGCUGAGGAGGACUCUUCUGAGAUCUAUAGUAGAGUCAACAAACCCAGAGGACCUGAACACAACAAACCCAGAACCAAGAAGACCUGAACACAACAAGUUUGACAGAAACCUUGUAUAUCUGGACAUGUCUAGUCCAACUAAGUGUUAUAAUAAUAUAUCAUGAUAUGCCAUUUAGAAAUGCUUUCAUCCAAAGUGACUUAUUAUGUGUGGAUCCAUCUUUCAUGCCGGUGGCACCAUUGGGAAUUGAACCCAUACACCAUGUUCUACCAACUGAGUCACAGGACUAUUGUAUUCACACUUAGUAGGAGUGCUGAUCUAGGGUCAGUUUUGCCUUUUAAACUAUGAUGAAUAAGAUGGGAAACCUUGUAAAUCAUUUGUAUGUUAAAUAUUUUUCCAUAAAUGUUUAAGUAACAUGGAACAGAAUCUGAACACAACUUUGCUUUGUAUUUCUGUAAUAGCCUCGAUGUACAGUUCUAUUUUAUAUGAAGGCUGAGAACAUUAUAAAUAUAUGUUUUAAUUUCUUCUUGAUGUUUGCUCACAGGAACAAUACUUCUAUUCUACAGUUGUCACGACUUCCACCGAGGGUGACUCCUCUCCCUGUUUGGGCGGUGCUCGGCGUCGCCGGCCUACUAGCUGCCACCGAUCCCCUUUUCCUUUUCAUUUAGUGCUGUCUAGUUUUACACACCUGUGUCUUGUUUUCUCUGAUUUAGGUGGGUAUAAUUUUCCCCGCUGCAGGUUAGGCUGCGUGCGGGAUUGUUUGCCUUAGGGAACAUGUAAGGGGUGCGUGCCUGCACCACGGGCGUUGUUUGUUUCAUUUACGGUAUGUGUUUACCGGGGACAUAUUUGCUCGUGGCUAGUGGAGUUGAGGUUUCUCCCCUGUGUGUGUCGCUGUGCUUGUGGAACCACCAAAAUAAACAAUGGAUUCUCCUUG
Salmo salar (Atlantic salmon) is the source of this 2335-nucleotide messenger RNA. NCBI's taxonomy places the organism in Eukaryota, Metazoa, Chordata, Actinopteri, Salmoniformes, Salmonidae. The record is from RefSeq and is a predicted model, not a curated record.